AUGAGUGACCCAGCAAAGAAGAUUAAGCGACUUGCUCUUCAAGGGCUAGCGGAGGAUAACAAAGGGACAAGGGAAAUAAACUCUUCCAUGAUAAUUGAACUACAAGCACGGUAUGUUGAAGAGUUAUCCAGGAACCUUCCUGGAGUUGAUGUCGUAUUUUACCCCAACAAUUGUGGAGGGCAACAGAAGGACAAAUACAUGAUUGCAACGUACUUGUGUGCAGCACAAAGGCUGGAUUCUGGUCACACCCAGAACGAGGGAGACGGAGUUCACAGCAUCACUGAGAGAGCAGUUAAGAGUGCUAAGAAGUCAGAGACAAUUUAUGUAUCCCAUCAGUACAUAUCAGUCAUCAGAAAUGCAAAAGAGAAUGGGAGUACGCUACAUCUCAGAGAAAUGGGUUUUUCAGAGUUCAAUGACAUGAAAGCAGAACAGGUCCAGGAGGGGAAAGAGGCUGCAGCUGUGGACCUGGGCGCCCUGCUGGACGCUGGAGGCAGCGCCGUGGUGACUCUGGUGACGGGCGACACCCGUCUGGCAGCGCACAGGGCCGUCCUGGCCGCCAGGAGUCCCGUGUUCGCCGCUGUUUUCAGCCACGGCACGCUGGAGGCCACAGUACCAGACGUGGGGGGCCAGUUGCUGCGCCACCUCGUGGCCUACAUGUAUACCCUGCAGGCCCCGCAGCUGGCCAGAAUGUCCCCCCAGCUGCUGGUCGCGGCUGAUAAGUACGGCUUGUCAGGCCUGAAGGCACAGUGCGAGCAGCAGCUGGCUGCACAGCUGUCUGUUGAGACUGCGGUGGCCACAGCUGUGCUCGCUAUUCGGAACUCCUGA
Molecule: messenger RNA, 825 nt
Organism: Schistocerca americana (American grasshopper)
Lineage: Eukaryota; Metazoa; Arthropoda; Insecta; Orthoptera; Acrididae
Exons: 4
Coding region: 1-825 (274 amino acids)
Biological process (GO): regulation of proteolysis; proteasome-mediated ubiquitin-dependent protein catabolic process
Cellular component (GO): nucleus; cytoplasm
Molecular function (GO): ubiquitin protein ligase binding
Source: RefSeq, a predicted model, not a curated record